AUACGAAUGGAGCCCACAGAAGCAAAGGUUAAGAAGCAGCACAAGGACAAGCAGCAGAAAAAAGAUGCUCUCAGUGCCAAUCCAUAUCCUCUAGAGUUUUCUCCUCAGGCCCCUUUCAUCCAGCACAGGAUCGAUAUGUUUGACAGGCUCAAGAAGGAAUACGACGCUGAAAUUGCAGCCAAACCUCGUACUCCCAUUGAAGUCACUCUUCCUGAUGGUCGUAUAAUGCCUGGUGUAGCCUGGGAAACCACUCCAUUUGAAAUUGCAAAGACCUUGAGCAAAUCUCUUGCCGAUCGCGUUGUUAUUGCCAAGGUUGAUGGUGUUUUGUUUGAUUUGGUUCGUCCAAUGGAGCAAUCCUGCUCACUGGAACUUCUUGAUUUUGACCACGAAGAAGGCAAAAAGGUGUUUUGGCACUCCUCGGCUCAUGUUUUGGGCGAGGCUUGUGAACUCCACUAUGGAUGUCAUCUCUGCAUUGGUCCACCAAUUGAGGAAGGAUUUUAUUACGAAAUGUCCAUGGAGCGAUCUGUCACUCUUGCAGACUACGAGUCUCUGCAGACUCUUGCCAAAAGAGCCGUUAGUGAGAAGCAGCCAUUUGAGCGUCUUGUUGUCAGCAAGGAAAACUUGUUGGAAAUGUUCCAAGACAACAAAUAUAAGGUGCAUAUAAUCAAGGACAAGAUUCCUGACAACACCUCCACUACUGUGUAUCGAUGUGGUCCAUUGAUUGAUUUGUGCUAUGGUCCUCAUAUUCCCAAUACCAACCGUAUCAAAGCUCUCAAGGUUACCAAAAACUCUUCCUCUUAUUUCCUUGGUAAUGCUCAAAACGAUUCUUUACAGCGAGUGUACGGUGUAUCGUUCCCUGAUACCAAGCUUAUGAAAGAAUACGAAAAAUUUGUUGAAGAGGCUGAAAAGCGUGAUCAUCGCAAGAUUGGAACAGAACAAGAGCUGUUUUUCUUUAACGAUUUUAGUCCUGGCAGUGCCUUUUUCUUGCCCCAUGGCACUCGUAUCUACAACACCCUUAUUGAUCUCCAGCGUAGCGAAUACCGCAAGCGUGGCUUUCAUGAAGUUGUCACUCCUAACAUGUACAACACCAAACUAUGGGAGCGUAGUGGUCAUUGGGCCAACUACCACGAGGAUAUGUUUGCCCUUGAUGUUGAAAAGGAAAAGUUUGCAUUGAAGCCCAUGAACUGUCCAGGACAUUGUCUAAUAUUUAAAAAUCGCGAUCGUUCUUACCGUGAGCUUCCACUUCGCCUGGCAGAUUUUGGAGUGCUGCAUCGUAACGAGGCUUCUGGCGCACUUUCAGGACUCACUCGCGUACGUCGUUUCCAGCAGGAUGAUGCACACAUUUUCUGCCGUUUGGACCAGAUUGGCACUGAAAUGGAGGGAUGCCUGGAUUUUCUCAAGCAUAUUUACAGCAUUUUUGGAUUCACAUUUGAGCUGAAGCUGUCUACUAGACCCGAAAACUUUUUAGGAGAGAUUGCUACGUGGGACCAGGCUGAAAAGCUUCUUGAAGAAGCUUUAAACAAGUUUGGGUCUACAUGGUCGCUUAAUGAAGGGGAUGGAGCCUUUUAUGGACCCAAGAUUGACAUUGUGAUUUCAGACGCACUUCGUCGUCGUCAUCAGUGUGCCACAAUCCAAUUGGACUUUCAACUUCCAGAUCGAUUUGAGCUUGAGUACCGUACAGAUGAUCCAGCGAAUCAAUUUUCUCGUCCAGUAAUGAUUCAUCGAGCUAUUCUUGGAUCAGUUGAGCGAAUGAUUGCUAUUCUUACAGAGAAUUUUGCAGGAAAGUGGCCAUUCUGGCUUUCUCCACGCCAAGUGAUUGUUGUUCCGAUUGCUGUGCCAUUUAAUGAGUAUGCUACCAAAGUUGCCAAUCAACUCUAUGCAGCGGGACUCUAUGCCGAAGCAGAUGUAAGCGAUCUGACACUCAAGAAGAAGAUUCGAAAUGCAGAGAUUGCUCAGUGGAAUUUUAUCUUUGUUGUUGGAGAGGAAGAAGAAAAGAGCGAUUCUGUCAACUGCCGCAACCGCGAUGAUCCUUUAUCCAAGAACAAGGGAGUGUGUGUAAGCGUGCAGGAGAUUCAAGGCAAGUUGAUCAAGAUACAGGAUUCUCGCAGCAUGGAUCAGACUGUUUAAGAGUAUAUUUCAAUGGGUUGAAAUGCCAAAAACUUGAAUGACUUUUAGAUAAUGAAUAAAACAUUAGUUUUAACAUUUGCAAC
Batrachochytrium dendrobatidis JAM81 is the source of this 2210-nucleotide messenger RNA. RefSeq names its product threonine--tRNA ligase THS1. Gene Ontology annotation, molecular function: threonine-tRNA ligase activity; ATP binding. The record is from RefSeq and is a predicted model, not a curated record. Gene Ontology annotation, biological process: threonyl-tRNA aminoacylation. Lineage: Eukaryota; Fungi; Chytridiomycota; Chytridiomycetes; Rhizophydiales. Gene Ontology annotation, cellular component: cytoplasm. Bases 7 to 2127 code for a protein of 706 amino acids. The transcript has 8 exons.